AUGUCAAAGAUAAAGAUCUCGCCUCCUUCCAUUCUACAUCUCUAUGGCGACCAGGGCUCAACAGAAACUCCACCACAUCUAACGGAAGAUGCUUAUGAAUCUCCAUUGGGGCCUUUGAUUUGGGGAUGCUUUGGGGAUGCUAUGGUGUCUCAGUUUCUCAUUCCAAACAAAUCGAUAUCUAGAUUUCCCAUUCUUUCUCGUUCCUAUCUCCCUUUGGCACUUACCGAUUCUUCUCCCUUCCCCGAGACAAACGACGGUCACCUAAACUCAAAUCCUCUAAGGAUACCUGCUCUGAUUCAUUCCCAAAAAUCAGAAAAUCUCGUUGUCUAUCCCACAGUUUAUCGAUUCAGAAUUUUGGGAGACAGAAUCGUGCCUCAUUUGUGGUUCGUGGCCUACACUACUGCUUCACCGCCCCGCGCCACUCUUAUAUGCCCUAGCUUGUCCGUCCUCCACCACCUCCUUCGUAUAGUUAUGUUUAUGAAUGGAUUUUUAUGUGGGUUUGGUUUCUUGAAGGUCUUCAUGGUUCCAUGGCUCCCAUUAUUUAUGUUAUUCGAUCAUUACAACUUGUCUAAAAAAGAUCAAGAUUAUAACAGGUGCUAUUUCUUUUUUGACUUAAGGGCUGUUUCUUUUGGGACUGUUUACAAGGGCUAUAUUGAUGAGAAUGUUCGGGUUGGUCUCAAAUCUCUUCCUGUUGCUGUUAAGGUUCUCAACAAGGAGGGUCUUCAAGGCCACAUAGAAUGGCUUACUGAAGUUAAUUUCCUUGGUCAGCUCAGACAUCCCAAUUUGGUGAAAUUGAUUGGGUAUUGCUGUGAAGAUGACCACAGAUUGCUUGUUUAUGAGUUCAUGUUUCGAGGAAGCCUUGAAAAUCAUCUCUUUCGAAAAACAAGUGCGCCAUUAUCAUGGCCAACAAGAAUGAUGAUUGCUUUUGGGGCAGCAAAAGGCUUAGCCUUCCUUCACAAUGCUGAACGACCCUUCAUACAGCUGCAUUUAGAGCCUGCUAGCAGUAAUACUCUUCCUGGAAAUGCCAGUGGUUCUAUAACACAGAAAUUACGAGUCACCAACAGUCAACGUGGCAAGAAAUCAGUUGUGAUGCGCAUACGAAUAAGCUACAAGGUGAGUCAGUAUACAAAAGAAGGGUUUGAAAGAGCCAGAGAUGGCCUCACAGAGGCUGCAGCUUUGAGCGAGAGCAUAUGUAUCGCGGAGGUGGCGGCAGAGCUUCCGGAAGACCUAGAAGUGCUCCGGCCUCCUGAUCUUCCAUCAUUGCUUCUAGAUGCUCUGACUGAGCUUCUUGUUGCUCAAUUUAUGUGGUUGGAUUAUGAUAAUCCAACUAAGCCUAUUUAUCUUUACAUUAAUUCAUCCGGAACACAGAAUGACAAAAUGGAGACAGUGGGGUCUGAAACAGAAGCAUACGCCAUUGCUGACAUCAUGGCUUACUGCAAGUCAGAGGUGUAUACAGUCAACUGUGGGAUGGCAUUUGGUACAAUGUACGAUUUGGAUUAUAAAUCUCCUAAUAGAUCAGGACAAAACUUCAAGUCAGGAGAAGAUAUGGUUGAGAUGUUGAAGAAGCAAUGGAAAGAUAGUUAUGGCAUUGGGGGGAGGAUACAAUCUCAACUCAAUAGCAAAUUCAGUACUUUCUUGUGUAUAAGUUCUAUUAGAAGACAAACAUAUUUUUGA
Lactuca virosa is the source of this 1674-nucleotide messenger RNA. NCBI's taxonomy places the organism in Eukaryota, Viridiplantae, Streptophyta, Magnoliopsida, Asterales, Asteraceae. The record is from the annotation of a GenBank genome assembly.